Saccharomycodes ludwigii is the source of this 1146-nucleotide messenger RNA. RefSeq names its product phosphatase PAP2 family protein. The coding region runs from base 1 to 1146 and encodes 381 amino acids. The transcript has 2 exons. The record is from RefSeq and is a predicted model, not a curated record. NCBI's taxonomy places the organism in Eukaryota, Fungi, Ascomycota, Saccharomycetes, Saccharomycodales, Saccharomycodaceae. Gene Ontology annotation, cellular component: endoplasmic reticulum membrane. Gene Ontology annotation, molecular function: sphingosine-1-phosphate phosphatase activity.
AUGGGAUCUGGCUAUGAAUAUAAGGGCUCAACCAAUACCCCUAUCUCUUUAAGAAAAAGAUCGCUUAGUAUCACCGAACCCAUCAAUGAUAUAACUACAAAGCAUUUAUUGGCUGAUCCAGGCAACCAUCCACCGGAAGAACAUUUUAAGCCACGUAUGAGUAAAUUCAGGUACAAAAUCAGAGAAAUAUUAUACCCAUUUGUGGUCAAUGAAUUGCCUGUAUUAAAUCAUUUUCAAAAAACAUUUCGUUGCAAGUUUUUAGAUGAAUAUUUUGUCAAUACAGCGAAUUUAGGUUCCCAUACCUUUUAUGUGUUGUGUUUACCGAUUCCUAGAUGGAUCGGAUUAAGUCGUUACUCAAGAGAUCUGGUUUUCAUAUUGGGCUAUUCUAUAUAUGCCAGCGGGUACUGCAAAGAUUUAUGGUGUUUGCCAAGGCCUAAAAGUCCGCCCAUCAUUAGAAUUACACAUAGCGAAUAUACCACUAAGGAGUAUGGUGCACCAUCGUCGCAUACAGCCAAUGCCACUGGUGUGACUUUGUUUCUGUUGUAUUUAACAUUUGUAGUUUAUUACGACGAGACGAAUUUUGCGACUAAAAUUUUGGUUUCAAUUUUGAUUUUACUUUAUUAUUUUACCCUAACUGUUGGGCGUAUUUACACUGGCAUGCAUGGUUUGUUAGACAUUGAAAGUGGUGCUAUAAUUGGCACACCCGUUGAUGUUUGUCCAUGCUUUGAAGAUAGUGUUGCAUUUAUUGGGGUUAUUGGCGGAUUAGAUUUUGGCGAUUGGUUGUAUCCACAUAUUUUUAAGAGUGCUAAUUAUGAAUUGCCAUAUAGCUAUGGAAAUAAUAUUAAAAUAACGUUAUUAAGAGUUGCAGUGGGUGUCACGUUAGUUGUGUUAUGGAAAAGUGUACUUAGUAAAAAAGUAGUUUAUUCUAUCUUGAAGUUGUUUAUGAAAGAUGAUAGAAAACCAAAGCCAAAGACCAGUGCUGCGUCUAAAGAAUACCAACGCAAAGUUUUGAAUUGUCAAGAAGUUAAGCCAUUCAAACCAUUUCCUAAGAUUGAGAUUAUUGGAAGGUAUUUUAUUUAUGCUGGCAUAGCAGUAGCUACAAAUAUAGUGACACCAUUAGCAUUCAAAUGGUUAGGUAUUUAUUAA